AUGGCUUCAUCUCGUUUAUUUAAUAAUAUUGGAAGAAUUGGUAUUGGUUUAGGUAUUGGUAGUGGUGUGAUUAAUUCUAUGCUUUAUAAUGUUGAUGGUGGUCAUCGAGAUGUUAUUUUUGACCGUUUUCAAGGUGUUAAACUAGAUGUUAUUGAAGAAGGAACUCAUUUUAUGAUUUCAUGGCUUCAUAGACCAAUUAUAUUUGAUAUCCGUACACGACCACGAUCUCUUCCAUCAAUAACAGAAAUAAAAGAUUUACAAACAAUUAAUAUAACAUUACGUAUUCUUUAUCGACCAAGAGCUGAAAUUUUACCAAAAAUUUUUUGCAAAUUUGGUUUUAAAGUCUGUUGUACUAAGUCUCAAUUUGAUGCUAUUGAAUUGAUUACACAACGCACACUUAUUUCUCAACGUACACAUUUAAGUUUUAGACCUGAAUUUACAAGUGCUGUUGAAUUAAAACAACGAUUUUUAGUCGAAAAAACUGAACAAAGUCGUCAAGCAAAUGUUAUUGCAGCAGAAGGUGAUGCUCGUGCAGCUGAUUUGAUUGGCAAAGCUUUAGAUGAAGUUGGUGAUGGUUUGAUCGAACUACGACAAAUUGAAGCCGCUGAAGGUAUUGCAAAUCAAUUAUCAAAAUCAAGAAAUAUCGUCUAUUUACCACAUGGCCCUCAAAUGUUACUUAACAUUACUGGUGCUAUGCACUAA
Molecule: messenger RNA, 702 nt
Organism: Rotaria sordida
Lineage: Eukaryota; Metazoa; Rotifera; Eurotatoria; Philodinida; Philodinidae
Source: the annotation of a GenBank genome assembly